Messenger RNA from Morus notabilis, 1329 nucleotides. RefSeq lists its product as uncharacterized. The transcript is spliced from 4 exons. The record is from RefSeq and is a predicted model, not a curated record. The coding region runs from base 121 to 1047 and encodes 308 amino acids. NCBI's taxonomy places the organism in Eukaryota, Viridiplantae, Streptophyta, Magnoliopsida, Rosales, Moraceae.
UACAAUACUAUAUAUUCCCCGCCAUAUCCAGAUUCUGAAGUUAAAGAGAGAGAGAGAGAGAGAGCAAUCGGUGCAAAAGAUCUCCAUUUCCAAGCUUUACGUUGGGGUUUACUCACCACCAUGGGAGGAGGAGUCAUGAGAGCGGCGACGGCAUCGAAGGUCGCCGGAGUCAGUGGCGGCGUCAUCCUUCGCGGUCUUCGUGGCUCCCCGGCGGUGCCGCCCGUCGAGCAGGCCCUGCGCAAGUCCGCGAUGCCGGCUUCGGCGAUCCUCUCCUCGUCCUCGUCUUCAUCGGCGGCCAGGGCCACCGUCUCUGACGUGCCGCCGAUCCAGAUGCCGGCGUGGGAGAUGGACGGAUGGGAGGACGAUUUGGUCAUGACCGACGGGGAGCCGUUGCCUAGGGUCGUGUUCGCCGGAGCUCCGAGCUUUGAUGAAGCUAAGGAGGCCACAAUUGAAUUGAAAGAUGCUUUGGAUAAGGUGUAUUUGUCUCCGCAUGAAUCCUCUGAAUCUGGGGAAGUAGUUGCUGCUAAUCAGUUGUCUGGUCUGUCUCUGUGUUCGGACCCCAACUCGGAGACUAAAACUUGUCUUAUUGUCGACACUGGAAGAGGCCGUCCGGUUCCAAAUCAUGCUCUCAAGGCAUUCAAGUUUCUUAGUAGAAGCUCUGAAGCACAGACUGUUGUAGCGUCCCUUGCCACAGAUCUAAACGUCUGGAAUGCUGUCAUGCAAAAUCCGGUGCUUCAAGAUUUCAUGCAGGCAAACAAGAACAAUCCCGAGUUUCAAGAGCAAGUGUUUCCCGAGAACGUCGAGAAGUCGUCUGAAGGCAUGGAGACUGGAGACUCAGAGAAUUGGUUCAUGAGUAUGCUGGAGAACUUCAAAGUUACCGUGGUUGAGCUGGUCAGCAACCUCUCAAGUUCUUUUCAAAACAUAUUUGGAUUUUCUUCCGAUGUCAAUGAAAAUAUAAAAUCAACUGCCACGGAUAUCACCCUCGGAGCAUCCUUCAUGGGACUGGUGACGCUGGUUGUUAUGGUGGUUCUGCUGAAACGUGUUUAGACAAUACUAUCUAGGUCGUCUCUUUCAACUUGUCGAAUUUACAAAUAAAAGCUGUGUUAUCUCUUUGGAUGGCGCUUAUUAUGUAUAAAAAUUAUAGCAUGAUACUGAACUCGAGCUUUGAGCCUCUUUAACUUUUUCAAUCAGCCAUUACUGUUCUCAUUGUCAUCAUGGCUCAGAUAGUAUGUUUAUCCAGUAAUUAGUCUGUUCUUGUAAUUAGCUCUAUGUUUGUAUCAGAUAUGGUCCAAUACAGUUUAAUGGCAUUAUGUGGUCGUUGUUGGAAAA